Ailuropoda melanoleuca (giant panda) is the source of this 4676-nucleotide messenger RNA. It is a transcript of the gene ADGRG3, whose product is annotated as adhesion G protein-coupled receptor G3. NCBI's taxonomy places the organism in Eukaryota, Metazoa, Chordata, Mammalia, Carnivora, Ursidae. Gene Ontology annotation, biological process: adenylate cyclase-activating G protein-coupled receptor signaling pathway; cell surface receptor signaling pathway. Bases 103 to 1761 code for a protein of 552 amino acids. The transcript has 12 exons. Gene Ontology annotation, molecular function: G protein-coupled receptor activity. Gene Ontology annotation, cellular component: plasma membrane. The record is from RefSeq and is a predicted model, not a curated record.
UGCGGGAGGGCGGGGAGGGGAGGCAGGCCACACCACAGAGCCUGGGACCAGAGGGACGCUCAGACACAGGGCUCCGGCCAGCGUGGGCCAGACUGCCCAAGGAUGAUGACGCCCAGGGCCCUGGGGGUCCUGCUUCUCUCGCUCCUCCUGCUCUGGGCCUCAGGUAUGGAAAAUUCUAGGAGACAAACUGAGAAACCGAGAAACGUCUGCCUGGGGUCCAUCAAUGAGGGCCAGUAUGAAUCUUUCCACCUGGGGAACACCGCUGAGUGCUUCACAAAGUGCACUCAGUCUGGGAAUGAACCCUGUAAUCUGGAAAACUUGCAGAGGUACUGGCUGGAUUUCGAGUACCACCUGGUGAAGAGUCGCUCAGACACAGUGAAUAUGUCUUUUUUGAAGGCUGCUGUCCAGAAUGUCAGCACCAACAUCUCAGGAGACCUGUUCUUCUCUCUGACGCCCUCCCAGGUUCCGGGGCAGGUGACGGAGGAUGAGCACGCGUACCCCGACAGAGUCCGACUGCCCAGGAGCCUCUUUGAAUCCCUGCAGAGCAACAGGUCGGAGGUCUUGCUGGCUGUCACCAUCCUGGACAUCGGUCCAGGGAAUCUUUUCAAGGGCCCCCAGCUCAGCCGGAAGGACGGCAGCCACGUGUUGAACAAUCGCCUGGUGGGCUUGAGUUUGGGCAGUAUACCUGUCAGCAGGCUGGCUGAGCCUCUGGAGAUCACCUUCUCGCACCAGCACCUACCCCCCAACAUGGCCCUCAACUGUGUGUUCUGGGAUGCGACUAAAGGAGACUGGUCUUCCGCCGGCUGCUCCACGGAGCUCAGAGCCAAGAGGACUGUGUGUCUCUGUGACCAUCUGACCUUCUUCGCUUUGCUGCUGAAGCCGAUCUUGGACCAGGACACCGUGAAGUCCCUCAUUCGCAUUUCCCAGGCUGGCUGUGGAGCCUCUAUGAUUUUCCUGGCCUUUACCAUUGUCCUCUAUGCUGCCCUAAGGUUCUACCGGUUGAGGUUCAAGUCCGAAGAUGCCCCCAAGAUCCACGUGGCCCUGAGCGUGAGCUUGUUUCUCCUGAACCUCACCUUCUUCGUCAACGUGGGGCACGGCCCUGAGCUGCGGGAUGCCGCCUGCCGGGCCCGGGGGGGCGUCUUUCACUACUUCCUCCUCUGCACCUUCACCUGGAUGGGCCUGGAAGCCUUCCACCUCUACCUGCUGGUCAUCAAGGUCUUCAACACCUACUUUGGCCACUACUUCCUGAAGCUGAGCCUCGUGGGCUGGGGCCUGCCUGCCCUAAUCGUCUUUGGCACCGGGAGCGCGGGCAGCUAUGGCCGCUACACCAUCCGCGACCAGAGGAACGUCACCACGCUGGAGCUGUGCUGGUUCCGGGAGAAGACGGCGGCCUCUGCACUCUACACCACCGUCCACGGGUACUUCCUUGUCACCUUCCUCUUCAGUGCCGUGGUCCUGGGCCUGGUGGCCUGGAAGAUCUUCACUCUGCCGAGUGCCACAGCAAGCAGGGAGCAAGGACCGAGCUGGAAGGGGUUCCUCACGGUGCUGGGCCUCUCGAGCCUGGUGGGUGUGACCUGGUGGCUGGCCAUCCUCAUGCCCCUGGGCCUGUCCACCAUCUAUGUCUUCACACUGUUCAACUCCCUGCAAGGCGUCUUCAUCUUCUGCUGGUUUGCCACGCUCUACUUCCCCAGCCGGAGCGCCGUGUCCUCCUCUUCUGGCACCGGCCGAGCCGACCAGAUCCACACCACGUCUCAUGAAUAGAAGGCCUCCGUGGGGUCUGGCUGGGAGCAAGCCCCACAUUCUGGACUCAGUUCUGACUUCCCGUGUGACCGCAGGCUGCUCCCUGUCUCCUUCUGGGCUUCAGGACAAUGUGCCUAGGGAGGGAGGAGAUGGGGACCAGGUGGGACCUGCCUGGCCUCAAAGGUUCCAUCCAGAUACUUUGAUGGGUCUUAAAGUCCACAAAUCCAGGAUAGCAGGUGUCUACGGUUCCGAUACCCCUAAGACCCCUGCCAGCACAGAGCAGUGCUCCUGCCCCACCCCUACCUCCACCGAAGACCCCUGCCGGCACCGCCCCCUCUCCCCACCCCCACCUCCUGCCUUCAUAGCAAAGCAGCUGAUCUCUGCCAUUGUCCACCUUCUGGUCUCAGUAACAGGAGAGUCUGCUGCUAGUGCUGCCCCUUGAAGGAGCCUGGCCUCUCUUCUUCCUCCCCCUUGCCACUGCCCUCCUCCACCCACACCCUCUGGCUGCCUGUCCCCAUCCCGUCAGGCACUGGGGCAGUUGUGGACUAGAGCUUUGGGCCUAUCUUCACAGAUGAGGCCCCGCCGUUCAGGGGGCUGCCAACCCUCUAGCUGUUGGGGGACACCGAAUUUCAGAGAAUGCCGCUUAUUCAGUCGUGGGUGCGGUACCACAAGGAGGCCCUCUCCCUACUCUGACAGCCCCGUGUGUGGCCCGACCUCUGAUCUGCCGUCACCGUCACCGUGCGCUGGAGGGCAAAUGGUCCAGAGCUCUGCACACAGGAGGGCCAAGGGGCAAGGCAGGGAAGCAGCGGGUGGGGCUGAGCAGAGAGAAGGCAAGCUUUUCCCCCAGGAUCCGAGGUCCAUUCCGGCAGGCACGUGGGCCUCACUCACCAGUUCAGCCCAGCCCGAACCUGACUCGGUUCAGACCCGGAGUAAAUAUCUGCUGGCUGAAUAGACGGAUGUGUGAGCUGGGCCGGACAGGGUUCUGAGCCAGGGGAGUGUCUCCGGCCAGACCCAGCUUGGGUAUGUGUCACCUCCAGUGGCUGGGCCUCCGUUUCGCACCUUCCAGCUGGUCUCCUCAGUAGGAAACAAAGAGGCAGAGAUAAGAGAGUGAAUUAAUAGACAAACCAACACAAAGAAAAAGAGUGGAGGGAACAGAAAGAGAGCAGCCCCUUGGCCGGCCCCACCUCACACCAUCAUGCCCCAACUCUAGUCUUAAGUUCCCAACCACUGGGGCCUCUCACCUUCUCUACUCAACCCCCCUUCCCAACGUGCUUUGCCAAGGCCAAGCACCUGCUGGAGGUGAGAAGCCGCUAUUACCUGACCGUCCGCCACAGCCCCUGGGGCGUCAGGCCACCUCCUGCUCCCCGGUGCCCAUGCCCAUGGAUGCCCUCUUCUCCCUCCUCCCACCCAGCAAAAGUAUGAAAGACAGGAAGGCAGAGGCACUUGGUUUAUGCAAGUCGCUGUGUUCCUGGAAGAGAAUUCUAGUGUGCAGACAGUUGCGACAGCGGAGCCACGUCAUAUCAAGUUUUGCAGACAAGCUUGGUGGGUUUGAGGACUUAGUUUUACAGACAUCUAUUUCCCACGCUGGAGGGCUGGGCUCCCUCACCCCAAAGUCUCAGAGUUUCUGAGCACAAACCUGUGUGCUCGACAGCUGCUUCCGUGUGGGACGGGCCUGGGUUCAAAUCCUGGCUCUGCUACUCAGGGGCUUUGUGAUGCUGGGCAUGUCACCUCCCCUCUCUGAGCCUCAGUGUCACCCUCCAUAAAAUGGGGAACAUCGAGUUCUUGCCUCGACCUGUGAGCAUGAAGUGAGGUGACGAAAGUAAAGCCCCUGAGAGUGACGCAGCAGGAAUUAGGGAGCCCCGCAGCUUGAAGAAAGAGCAGGCGGUACCUUUGUGUGAAACAUAAGCCUUUGAGACCUGUGUGCAACAUGGGAGGGGGAUGAAGGGCUCAGCUCCCUUCCAGAUUCCUUCUACAGCCCUGCCAAGUGGGCCGGCCCUGUGCGGGAGGAGGAAAUGGAGACCCAGAGAGGUCCAGCAACCUGCCCAAGGCUACACGGCCAGCGGGGCUGACGCAGAGCUGGGCCUCUCUGGGCUGUCCAUGCUGCCUCCCAGAGCAUCGCCUGGGUUCCAGAAUUAUUGCCUCAGCCCCGAUCCCUGAGUCUCCAGGGAAACAUUGGGAUCCAGCUUUCCCAGUUGGAUGCGGGGGCAACGAAACCAUAGCCACCGAAUGGACUGGGUUUCCUGGUGCUGAUGGAGAGGGAAGUUGGGGAGAUGUGGUUAAUGGUGGGCCAGACGGGGCCAGAGGGGCUGGGGUCCCUCAUAACCUGGGGUCCCUGUAAAAGUGGCUCCAAGUGCCAAGGUGAGCACAUGCUAAGGACAGGCGGAGCUCUGGCAAAAAUGCACCCCAAGGCCCAGUGCAGAUGGAGGGGGCUCCACUGUCACCACAGACCACAGUAGCAAUCUAGGAGGUGGGCAGCACCAGGCUGAAAGGCAGGAACUCUGAGGUCACCCUGUCUGGACCACAUUCUUCCUCUGUAACUUGCAUUGGGCCAGUUCCUCGCCUACUGAGCCCCAUAGCAGUAACUGCCCCCACAGAAUGGAUGAAGGCUUCAGGGAGAUCCUGGUUGAGAGGGUGCCCCAGGUCUGGACCCCCAGCCCAGCGUGAUGGUGACUGAGCCACAGCUUUGCUCCGGGCUGCUGUGGCCAUCUGCAAGGAGGGCCUCCUGCCAUGCCUCCCUGCCUGGUUCUUUCUGCUCCACCCCACCUUCUUCAUUCCUUGUAUUUUUCAUUACGUUUUAACAAAUGUACAGGACAUAAGAGGACUGACUGGCUCUGUGUUCCCAGAUAGAUAACUUAAUAUCAAAAGACAACAAUUCUUCCCAAAUUAACCAAUGAAUACAAAGCAGUUCCAAUAAAGAUUUCCGAUGAUUUUUUUAA